Molecule: messenger RNA, 9156 nt
Organism: Pongo pygmaeus (Bornean orangutan)
Lineage: Eukaryota; Metazoa; Chordata; Mammalia; Primates; Hominidae
Gene: MUC6
Product: mucin 6, oligomeric mucus/gel-forming
Exons: 36
Coding region: 1-8337 (2778 amino acids)
Cellular component (GO): extracellular matrix
Molecular function (GO): protein binding
Source: RefSeq, a predicted model, not a curated record
AUGCUCCGGCUGUGGCUGCUACUGUCCUGCUGCGGAGCCCUGCUCAGCGCUGGUCUGGCCAACACCCCCUACACCAGCCCAGGCCUCCAGAGGCUGAAGGACUCUCCACAGACAGCCCCGGACAAAGGCCAGUGCUCCACGUGGGGGGCUGGUCACUUCUCCACCUUCGACCACCAUGUGUACGACUUCUCGGGGACGUGCAACUACAUCUUCGCGGCCACCUGCAAGGAUGCCUUCCCCACCUUCAGUGUCCAGCUGCGGCGAGGCCCAGACGGGAGCAUCUCACGGAUCAUCGUGGAGCUGGGGGCCUCCGUCGUCACUGUGAGCGAAGCCACCAUCUCAGUCAAGGACAUCGGGGUCAUCAGCCUGCCCUAUACCAGCAAUGGACUCCAGAUCACACCCUUCGGCCAGAGCGUGCGGCUGGUGGCCAAGCAGCUGGAGCUGGAGCUGGAAGUUGUGUGGGGUCCUGACAGCCACCUCAUGGUUCUGGUGGAGCGGAAGUACGUGGGUCAGAUGUGCGGGCUCUGCGGGAACUUUGACGGGAAGGUGACCAACGAGUUUGUCAGUGAGGAGGGCAAGUUCCUGGAACCCCACAAGUUCGCUGCCCUCCAGAAGCUGGACGACCCUGGCGAGAUCUGCACCUUCGAGGACAUCCCCAGCACCCACGUCCGGCAGGCCCAGCACGCCCAGAUCUGCACCCAGCUGCUGACCCUGGUGGCCCCUGAGUGCAGCGUGUCCAAGGAACCCUUCGUGCUAAGCUGCCAGGCGGACGUGGCCACAGCCACCCAGCCAGGCCCUCAGAACAGCAGCUGCGCCACCCUGUCCGAGUACUCCCGCCGGUGCAGCAUGGUGGGCCAACCCGUCCGCCGCUGGCGGGGCCCUGGCCUGUGCUCCGUGGGUCAGUGCCCGGCCAACCAGGUGUACCAGGAGUGCGGCUCGGCCUGCGUGAAGACCUGCUCCAACCCACAGCACAGCUGCUCCAGCUCCUGCACCUUCGGGUGCUUCUGCCCGGAAGGUACGGUCCUGAAUGACCUCUCCAAUAACCACACCUGCGUGCCCGUCACCCAGUGCCCCUGUGUGCUCAACGGCGCCAUGUAUGCCCCCGGGGAGGUCACAAUAGCCGCCUGCCAAACCUGCCGGUGCACCCUGGGCCGCUGGGCGUGCACGGAGCGGCCGUGCCCCGGCCACUGCUCCCUGGAAGGUGGCUCCUUUAUCACCACGUUCGACGCCAGGCCCUACCGCUUCCACGGCAGCUGCACCUACAUCCUCCUCCAGAGCCCCCAGCUUCCCGAGGAUGGUGCCCUCAUGGCUGUGUAUGACAAGUCCGGCUUCUCACACUCCGAGACCUCCCUGGUAGCUGUUGUCUACCUCUCCAGGCAGGACAAAAUCGUGAUCUCUCAGGACGAGGUGGUCACCAACAACGGAGAAGCCAAGUGGCUGCCGUACAAGACUCGCAACAUCACGGUCUUCAGGCAGACGUCCACCCACCUCCAGAUGGCCACCAGCUUCGGGCUGGAGCUCGUGGUCCAGCUGCGCCCCAUCUUCCAGGCCUACGUCACUGUUGGGCCCCAGUUCAGAGGUCACACCAGAGGGCUCUGCGGCAACUUCAACGGGGACACGACGGAUGACUUCACCACCAGCGUGGGUAUCGCCGAGGGCACCGCCUCGCUGUUUGUGGACUCCUGGCGGGCGGGGAACUGUCCGGCCGCUCUGGAGCGUGAGACUGACCCCUGCUCCAUGAGCCAGCUCAACAAGGUGUGUGCGGAGACCCACUGCUCCGUGCUGCUGAGGACAGGCACGGUGUUUGAGAGGUGCCACGCCACAGUGAACCCUGCGCCCUUCUACAAGAGGUGCGUGUACCAGGCCUGCAACUAUGAAGAGACAUUUCCCCACAUCUGCGCCGCCCUGGGCGACUACGUACACGCCUGCUCCUCGCGGGGCGUCCUGCUCUGGGGCUGGAGAAGCAGUGUGGACAACUGCACCAUCCCCUGCACGGGUAACACCACCUUCAGCUACAACAGCCAAGCCUGUGAGCGCACCUGCCUGUCGCUGUCGGACCGUGCCACCGAGUGCCACCACAGCACAGUGCCCGUGGACGGUUGCAACUGCCCCGAUGGCACCUACCUGAACCACAAAGGCCAGUGUGUACGCAAGGCCCAGUGCCCGUGCACACUGGAGGGUUACAAGUUCAUCCUGGCCGAGCAGUCCACCGUCAUCAAUGGUGUCACCUGCCACUGCAUCAACGGGCGGCUGAGUUGCCCGCAGCGGCCACAGAUGUUCCUGGCCUCCUGCCAGGCCCCUAAGACUUUCAAGUCCUGCAGCCAGUCCUCCGAGAACAAGUUUGGGGCGGCCUGUGCCCCCACAUGCCAGAUGCUGGCCACCGGUGUUGCCUGCGUGCCCACCAAGUGUGAGCCUGGCUGUGUCUGCGCCGAGGGCCUCUACGAGAAUGCCGACGGGCAGUGUGUGCCCCCUGAGGAGUGCCCGUGUGAGUUCUCAGGGGUCUCCUACCCUGGAGGAGCUGAGCUCCACACUGACUGCAGAACCUGCACCUGCUCGAGGGGGAGGUGGGCCUGCCAGCAGGGCACCCACUGCCCGUCCACCUGCACCCUCUACGGGGAGGGCCACGUCAUCACUUUCGACGGCCAGCGCUUCGUAUUCGACGGUAACUGCGAGUACAUCCUGGCCACGGACGGCUGUGGUGUCAACGAUUCACAGCCCACCUUCAAGAUCCUGACAGAGAACGUCAUCUGUGGGAACUCCGGGGUCACAUGCUCACGGGCCGUCAAGAUCUUCCUGGGGGGCCUGUCCGUGGUGCUGGCGGACAGAAACUACACGGUAACCGGGGAGGAGCCCCACGUGCAGCUCGGGGUGACGCCAGGUGCGCUGAGCCUUGUUGUGGACAUGAGCGUCCCCGGGAGUUACAACCUGACGCUAAUCUGGAACAGGCACAUGACCGUCCUCAUCAGGAUCGCCCGUGCCUCCCAGGAUCCCCUCUGCGGCUUGUGUGGCAACUUCAAUGGGAACAUGAAGGACGACUUCGAGACGCGCAGCAGGUAUGUGGCGUCCAGCGAGCUGGAGUUCGUGAACUCGUGGAAGGAGAGCCCGCUGUGCGGGGACAUGAGCUUCGUGGCGGACCCCUGCAGUCUCAAUGCCUUCCGGCGCUCCUGGGCCGAGCGCAAGUGCAGCAUCAUCAACAGCCAGACCUUUGCCGCCUGCCACAGCAAGGUAUACCACCUGCCCUACUACGAGGCCUGCGUGCGCGACGCAUGUGGGUGUGACAGUGGCGGGGACUGUGAGUGUCUGUGCGAUGCCGUGGCUGCCUACGCCCAAGCCUGUCUGGACAAGGGUGUGUGCGUGGACUGGAGGACCCCAGCCUUCUGCCCCAUCUACUGCGGCUUCUACAACACGCACACGCAGGACGGCCAUGGCAAGUACCAGUACACACAGGAGGUCAACUGCACGUGGCACUACCAGCCCUGCCUCUGCCCCAGCCAGCCACAGAGCGUCCCAGGCAGCAACAUCGAAGGCUGCUACAACUGCUCCCAGGAUGAGUACUUCGACCACGAGGAGGGGGUGUGCAUGCCCUGCACGCCGCCCACCACGCCGCAGCCGCCCACCACGCCGCAGCCGCCCACCACAGGCUCACGGCCCACACAAGUCUGGCCCACGACGGGAACCUCCACCACCAUCGGGCUUCUCAGCUCCACCAGACCCUCACCCAGCUCUAAUCGCACCCCGGCCAGCCCCACCCAGACACCCCUCCUUCCAGCCACGCUCACAUCCUCCAAGCCCACAGCCUCCUCGGGAGAACCACCUAGACCAACCACGGCCGUCACCCCACAAGCCACAUCAGGACUGCCUCCCACAGCCACACUGAGAUCGACAGCCACAAAACCCACAGUGACCCAGGCCACAACCAGAGCCACGGCAUCGACCGCCAGCCCAGCCACGACGUCCACAGCUCAGUCCACAACACGGACCACGGUGACAUUACCAACCCCAGCCACAUCAGGGACAAGCCCCACGCUGCCAAAAUCGACCAACCAGGAACUGCCAGGAACAACGGCCACCCAGACGACAGGCCCACGUCCAACCCCAGCAAGCACCACAGGCCCAACCACCCCACAGCCAGGACAACCCACGAGGCCCACAGCCACAGAGACGACUCAUACAAGAACGACUACUGAAUACACAACGCCCCAAACCCCACACACCACACACUCCCCACCUACGAAGGGGAGUCCUGUCGCUUCCACAGGUCCUAUGACUGCAACAUCCUUCCAGACCACCACUACCUAUCCAACCCCAUCACACCUUCAGACCACACUUCCCACUCACGUUCCACCUUUCUCCACCUCCUUGGUGACUCCAAGUACUCACACAGUCAUCACUCCUACCCACGCACAGAUGUCCACUUCUGCCUCCAACCACUCAACGCCAACAGGUACCGUUCCUCCACCGACAACGCUCAAGGCCACAGGGUCCACCCACACAGCCCCACCAAUGACGCCGACCACCACCGGGACGAGCCAAGCCCCGAGCUCAGUCAGCACAGCCAAAACCUCUACAUCCUUACAUUCACAUACUUCCUCCACACACCAUCCUGAAGUCACCCCAACUACCACCACCACCAUCACCCCCAACCCCACCAGUACAGCCACCAGAACCCCUGUGGCCCACACCACCUCGGCCACCAGCAGCAGGCUACCCACACCCUUCACCACACACUCCCCACCUACAGGGAGCAGUCCCAUCUCUUCCUCAGGUCCUGUCACUGCAACAUCCUUCCAGACCACCACGACCUAUCCAACCCCAUCACACCUUCAGACCACACUUCUCACUCACAUUCCACCUUUCUCCACCUCCUUGGUGACUCCAACUACUCACACAGUCAUCACUCCUACCCACGCACAGAUGUCCACUUCUGGCUCCAUCCACUCAACGCCAACAGGCACCAUUCCUCCACCGACAACGCUCAAGGCCACAGGGUCCACCCACACAGCCCCACCGAUGACGCCUACCACCAGUGGGACCAGCCAAGCCCCGAGCUCAUUCAGCACGGCCAAAACCUCUACAUCCUUACAUUCACACACUUCCUCCACACACCAUCCUGAAGUCACCCCAACUUCUACCACCAACAUCACCCCCAACCCCACCAGUACAGGAACCGCCCCACCGACGACGCUGACCACCAGUGGGACCAGCCAAGCCCCAAGCUCAUUCAGCACAGCCAAAACCUCUACCUCCUUACAUUCACACACUUCCUCCACACACCAUCCUGAAGUCACCCCAACUUCUACCACCGUCACCCCCAAUCCCACCAGUACAGGAACCGGCACCCCUGUGGCCCACACCACCUCAGCCACCAGCAGCAGGCUACCCACACCCUUCACCACACACUCCCCACCUACAGGGAGCAGUCCCAUCUCUUACACAGGUCCUGUCACUGCAACAUCCUUCCAGACCACCACGACCUAUCCAACCCCAUCACACCCUCAGACCACACUUCCCACUCACGUUCCAUCUUUCUCCACCUCCUUGGUGACUCCAAGUACUCACACAGUCAUCACCCCUACCCACGCACAGAUGUCCACUUCUGCCUCCAUCCACUCAACGCCAACAGGCACCACUCCUCCACCGACAACGCUCAAGGCCACAGGGUCCACCCACACAGCCCCACCGAUGACGCCGACCACCAGUGGGACCAGCCAAGCCCCGAGCUCAUUCAGCUCGGCCAAAAUCUCUACAUCCUUACAUUCACACACUUCCUCCACAUACCAUCCUGAAGUCACCCCAACUUCUACCACCAACAUCACCCCCAAUCCCACCAGUACAGGAACUGGCACCCCUGUGGCCCACACCAUGUCAGCCACCAGCAGCAGGCUACCCACACCCUUCACCACACACUCCCCACCUACAGGGAGCAGUCCCUUCUCUUCCACAGGUACUAUGACUGCGACAUCCUUCCAGACCACCACGACCUAUCCAACCCCAUCACACCCUCAGACCACACUUCCCACUCACGUUCCACCUUUCUCUACCUCCUUGGUGACUCCAAGUACUCACACAGUCAUCACCCCUACCCACGCACAGAUGUCCACUUCUGCCUCCAUCCACUCAACGCCAACAGGUACCGUUCCUCCACCGACAACGCUCAAGGCCACAGGGUCCACCCACACAGCCCCACCAAUGACGCCGACCACUAGUGCGACCAGCCAAGCCCCGACCUCAGUCAGCACAGCCAAAAUCUCUACAUCCUUACAUUCACCCACUUCCUCCACACACCAUCCUGAAGUCACCCCAACUUCUACCACCAACAUCAUACCCAAACCCACCAGUACAGCCACCAGAACCCCCGUGGCCCACACCACCUCGGCCACCAGCAGCAGGCUACCCACACCCUUCACCACACACUCCCCACCUACAGGGAGCAGUCCCAUCUCUUCCACAGGUCCUGUCACUGCAACAUCCUUCCAGACCACCACGACCUAUCCAACCCCAUCACACCUUCAGACCACACUUCCCACUCACAUUCCAUCUUUCUUCACCUCCUUGGUGACUCCAACUAUUCACACAGUCAUCACCCGUAGCCACGCACAGAUGUCCACUUCUGCCUCCACCCACUCAACGCCAACAGGUACCAUUCCUCCACCGACAACGCUCAAGGCCACAGCAUCCACCCAUACAGCCCCACCAAUGACGCCGACCACCAGUGGGACCAGCCAAGCCCCGAGCUCAUUCAGCACGGCCAAAACCUCUACAUCCUUACAUUCACACACUUCCUCCACACACCAUCCUGAAGUCACCCCAACUUCUACCACCACCAUCACCACCCAUCCCACCAGUACAGGAACAGGAACACCCGUGGCCCACACCACCUUGGCUACCAGCAGCAGGCUACCCACACCCUUCACCACACACUCCCCACCUACAGGGAGCAGUCCCAUCUCUUACACAGGUCCUGUCACUGCAACAUCCUUCCAGACCACCCCGACCUAUCCAACCCUAUCACACCCUCAGACCACACUUCCCACUCACCUUCCACCUUUCUCCACCUCCUUGGUGACUCCAAGUACUCACACAGUCAUCACCCGUACCCACGCACAGAUGUCCACUUCUGCCUCCAUCCACUCAACGCCAACAGGUACCGUUCCUCCACCGACAACGCUCAAGGCCACAGGGUCCACCCACACAGCCCCACCAAUGACGCCAACCACCAGUGGGACCAGCCAAACCCACAGCUCAUUCAACACAGCUAUGGCCUCUUCUUCCUUCAUAUCCUCCUCGUCUUGGCUGCCUCAGAACUCUAGCUCAAGGCCACCGUCAUCACCUAUCACCACACAACUCCCCCACUUGAGUUCUGCAACCACUCCUGUUUCCACAACUAAUCAGCUGUCCUCCUCAUUUUCUCCCAGUCCUUCUGCUCCCUCUUCUGUUUCUUCUUAUGUGCCCUCCUCCCACUCCUCUCCCCAGACUUCAUCUUCUUCUGCUGGCACAUCUUCCUCUGUCGUGUCCGCCCCCGUGCACUCCACAACCUUGAGCUCGGGCUCACACUCCUCAUUGUUCACUCAUCCCACGACUGCAUCAGUGUCUGCAUCUCCUCUUUUUCCUUCUUCUCCAGCUGCCUCUACUACCAUUAGGGCCACUCUCCCCCACACUAUCUCCUCUCCUUUCACCCUCUCUGCUCUACUCCCCAUAUCCACUCUUACCGUGUCUCCCACCCCAUCCAGCCACCUAGCCUCCAGCACCACUGCAUUUCCGUCCACGCCCAGGACCACGGCCAGCACCCACACCGCCCUUGCCUUCUCCUCUCAGUCCACCACCUCGCGGUCCACUUCUCUCACCACCCGAGUUCCCACAUCAGACAGCUUUGUGUCACUCACCUCGGAGGUGACGGGUAUUCCCAGCUCUCCAGUCACCAACCUUACCACCAGGCACCCUGGUCCCACCUCGUCGCCUACCACGCGGUUCCUGACCAGCUCCCUCACUGCGCAUGGAAGCACCCCUGCUUCUGCCCCGGUAUCUUCUCUCGGGACACCUACGCCCACCUCACCCGGGGUCUGCAGCGUGCGGGAGCAGCAGGAGGAGAUCACAUUCAAGGGGUGCAUGGCGAACGUGACGGUAACCCGCUGUGAGGGCGCCUGCAUUUCCGCUGCCAGCUUCAACAUCAUCACCCAGCAGGUGGACGCCCGCUGCAGCUGCUGCCGCCCCCUCCACUCCUAUGAGCAGCAGCUGGAGCUGCCCUGCCCAGACCCCAGCACGCCUGGCCAGCGGCUCAUACUCACCCUGCAGGUGUUCAGCCACUGCGUGUGCAGCUCUGUGGCCUGUGGAGACUAGCAGGGUCGCUUCCUGCUCUCCUGGGGCUGAAGGACUGCAGAUGACAGACAGGAAAACACCCACCAGCCCCCUUCCCGCUUAUGCCGGCAGCUGCUUUCCUGGUCACCAGGCCUGGCCCCCAAGUGCCCUGGGCCGUGGCUCACCUGGGGUACCAGUGGGAGAGAGGCUGCCAAGCAGAGGCUCAGACCACCACACUCCUGCAGACCCUGAGCCAGCAGAGAGGGACUGCAGCGGGCAGUGGCCACAGACCCUCCCAGGCACACAGGGCACUCCCGACCACCCCUGCCCACCGUCCAACACCUCCUAGCCCCUGAACUUGGCCCCAGCCCUGCCGGGCCCAGAACCCUGCAGAUGAGGUCACAGAGCAGGCGCUCGACCAGACCCAUCAGGGGCGAGGAGGGCACAGAAACCUGUGCCGAGAUGGGGGCAAAAGGCCCAGGCAGCCACCGGCACAGAGAAGAGGAGCUCCCCAGAGUCAGGGAGGGCAGAGGGUGGCAGUGAGGGCAGGGCAGCCGCCCCCACUCCCAGCCAGGCAGAAGGCCCCCGCCAGCACCACACCCAUCCCCAGCAGCUUGUCCUUGGGAGAGAGUGUCACCCGGCCAGAGACUCCAAAUAAACUGGUUCUUGUCAAGGCACAGAGGCUGGUCCCUGAGCACUGCUUUUGCCUCUCCCCAGCCCCUUAGUAGGCACCUGACCCACACCUGCACCCUGCGGGCCCCUGGGAUCUGCGAUUGGGUGGGGCUGCCCCCAGCAGGGUCUGGGCUGGUAAGAGAAGCUGCCUCUGGCCUUGGGCCCCUGCCCUCCCUCCGCUAGGACUGU